CGUUACGUCAUGACGUCUGGGCGCAGCGUUCUGACUAUAAAACCUCGUGCAGCCGAGUAAGCGUCACUUCGUUAAGAAAGUCAGACACGAAUCCAUCACCAUGAAACUGAUCAUCUUCGCCUCUGUUGCCCUCGCCGCCGUCGCCGGUCUGGUCUUCGCCGACGAAUUCAACUUCGGCAAUAAUUUUGACGAUGGAUAUGGCGGUGGCUAUGGAUACGGACUCGGAUCCCUGAGCCUUGGAUCCCUGGGUGGCGGAUACGGAGUCGGAUCCCUGGGUGGCGGAUACGGACAUGGAUCUUCAUUCGGAUCCGGAUACGGACAGGCUGCCUACGUCCCCGUGCCCGUUGGAAGGGGAGGCUCCGGAAGCUCCGGAAUCAGCGGUCUCUUGCCCCUGCUCGGUCUCCUGUUCCUGCUUCCUCUGCUCUUCAACAGAAACACUGCCACAACUUCCGACCAGAUCCUCCUCAUCAACUCUACCCUCACCGGUGGAAAAUGAACAAGAUGCCGGGUAUAUUUAUUGGCAACGUCAUCAGAACACACGUGGUCGCACAUUGGUCAGCGCUUGUUUCCU
Molecule: messenger RNA, 571 nt
Organism: Dreissena polymorpha
Lineage: Eukaryota; Metazoa; Mollusca; Bivalvia; Myida; Dreissenidae
Exons: 4
Coding region: 101-496 (131 amino acids)
Source: RefSeq, a predicted model, not a curated record